UUUGUAAAUGUCAACGUUUUGCUCUUGCAGAGUAGAAAUUCUUUAAUUUCAAUUUAUAGGUAAAUCUAUUUAAAUAAAUUAAGAUGGAUAAUGAUGUAACGAAUUAUACGGUGAUUGGCCGAAUUGGUGAGGGGGCUCACGGGUUAGUUUUCAAAGCAAAGCACGUACCGACUGGCCGUGAAGUGGCCCUCAAGAAGAUCUUGAUAAAAAACCUCGAGGAUGGAAUUCCAGUAAACGUGAUGAGAGAAAUAAAAGCACUGCAGUUGCUUAGAUGCAAAUAUAUUAUAAAACUCUACGACAUGUUUCCCCGAGGUAUGAGCCUGGUCCUAGUCCUGGAGUACAUGUGCUCAGGUCUCUGGGAUAUGCUGCAUCACUCACAGCAGGAACUCACCUUGCCCAGGGUCAAGACGUAUGCACAGAUGCUGUUAAAAGGCACGAGAUACAUGCACGCGCAUUAUGUGAUGCAUAGAGAUUUGAAACCAGCUAAUCUGCUGAUUAACCACGAGGGUAUACUGAAGAUUGCCGACUUGGGUCUUGCACGUCUUUACUGGCCUGAUGGAGGCAGGCCUUAUUCGCACCAGGUCGCUACAAGAUGGUACCGAGCUCCCGAGCUACUGUAUGGUGCUAGAUUCUACUCAGAGAAAGUGGACCUGUGGGCUGUCGGUUGUAUUUUAGCAGAAUUGAUAACGAAGCAACCAUUAUUUGCUGGUGAAUCGGACAUCGAACAGCUAGCAAUAGUACUUCAACACCUUGGGACACCGACUGAAGAGACUUGGCCUGGACAUUCAGAGCUGCCAGACUUCCACAAGAUCACAUUUCCCGAGUCUUCUCCCACGCCCUGGCCAGAACUCCUGCCGGGAGUCGAGGUAGAUGCUGUAGACCUUGUCAAAUCGUUUAUAAUGUACGAUGCGAACAAGAGGAUACCCGCUAAACAGGCAUUAAGACAUCAAUGGUUCCACAACCGACCCCAGCCAGCUGCUUUACAAGAUAUGCCAAAACCAGUUAUGAACAAAUUGAAAUAAAUACUAGUUCUGGAAAAUGAAAUAAAACAAAACAUAAUGUAUUUACCAUUUAAUUAAAUUAUAAAUCAGUAAUAAUUACAAUAUCAAGUUGUACUUUAAAUCUUAUGUACAUUUGAGCCAAACAGUGAAUGCACAGAGAUACCCUUAAUUAACCGCUAAGAAAAUAUCUUAAAGAAGGCGACACAGUCAGAUACACGAACCAAUCGCUAGUGACUCAUACGUUCCCUAAUAUACCAUGCAUUACCACUCGUUAACUAUCCAUAAAUACGAAAAUAAUGGUAAAAUCAUCCACGUUUACUUAAUAUGGAAGAAUUUAUUGCAAGAAUUUACAAUCAUCCUAAAUCAAUAAAAUACUUUCGUUCGCAGCUCACGACCCCGAAAGAAGUAAGCACACGCAUUCAAUUAAUUGAUAGGAAAUGUUAAUCUUAACUACUUUACUUUUUGGAAUCAUUCGGAGAAACCUAGUUCCGUUAAUAAAUAAAACUAUACUUUUAAAUAAUAAUCAUAAUAAAAUGCAGAUAAACAUUAAGAGAGAUCAAAAUAAUAUUAUAACUUCACAAACACUCAACUUUUAAAAUCUCGUGGAAGUUUACUAAACCUUCACAAUUUUGUCUUUAUUUCCAUAUCAUAUGAGGGAAAACAUUAACCUUAUUUAAUGUAUGACAUUACUAUACAUUCAGAUUAUAUAGUAACAUAAAUUAUGAUCUACCACAGCCAUUGUUACAACUAAUCAAAAGUUAAGUAACAUUGGACUUCGAUGUAGAAUUUUAUUAUACAUUUUAUUUUACGAACAACAUGACAAAAAUUGAUAUUUCAACAAAUAUAAGAUAUCCAAUCAUACAGAAUAGUUUUAUCAAAAAAAUGACAAUGACGUCACAUUUUGAUGCACACCCCAUCUGUUUAGAGUCAAAACACACUAAAUAGCUUCUACCACAAUUAGUGCAACUAGUAAAUAAAUUAUUGAAGGUGUCUAAACAUUUACUAGUCACUAACUUUUCGUUACAUACUAGGCAAAGCUCCCUAAAGAUGAACAAAGAGGUAUUACCAGCUUACAAUAUUAACAAAAAAUUUUAAUACCAACUAAUAAAGUCCAAAAUAAUUUGACAAAGCAGUAACGGUGAUGUGACAUUAUAUAGUGUGUUUUGGCAGAACUGAAAUGUAAAUUGCUUCGCUAAAAUAAACCUUAUAACUACUUUGGUUAGUGUCACAAGGAGCCAUCAGGUACUCUAUGUUACACACCGUAACGGAAUACUAUUGUGCUGUAUUAAAUGUAGAUAUUUACCUAAUAUAACUAGAAUUAGCUAACAGUAUGGUACCUUCGGACACAUACUAAAGUUGCAAUGCAACAAAUAAUUAACUAAAUCGCGUAUACGUGACGAGAAGGUUGCGCAUUUUUAACUAUUUAUGAUAAGCUAUUUUGAAUUCUAUUGCGUAUAAGAUAAAGGUUAAAAAGACUGCACCAUAUACAUAUUGCAAAUAUCAUUUUUCUACCUUUAUGAGUACAAAAUAGAAUUCAAAUUGGAAGGCGUUAAAAUUGAGUACUUACAGUAUAACAGAUUGGCAAUAUUAUUGGGGCAGGGGCAAUCCCUAGGUUAUCAAUAUAACCUAUCUAUUUGUAUGUAGAAACAGUUAGUAUGAUAGUAUGACACGGGCCUUGGGAAGGCUUUAAACAAAUGCCUCCUUCUACAACAAAAUUUUUAAUAAGCACUAGCUCUCUUUUACUCAAUCUAUGCUUAUUAGACACAUUGAUAUUUUUUUUCACAUAAUUAUAUUCACAACACGAAAACAUUCGAGAUUGCUUUACACUUUCAGUUUAAUUUGUACGUUAAUCUUUUGAAUAAGCCUAAAUAUACACAUUGUUGGCCAUCAAAACACAAUGCUCUUUAUUGCUGUUAUUAUUGGGAAAGAGGCAUCGGACAAUAAUAUGUUAUAUUCAUAAAGUAACACCCGACUGAACAGAGCAAUUAAGAUCUAAUUUGUAUGGUUUCUAGGUUUAAUUUCGCAUGUAAUUUUAUGUAAAAUUCAUCAGUACAAGAAUUAUGAUAAAAUUAAUUGUAACAGUUCCCCUCAAUCACUACAUAAUCAACGUUUUUAUAGAUUUUUCUUUUAGAUAUCCUCACCCCAAUCCCAAUCGUCAAAUUCCUAACCCCCAUAAGGUCGGUAACGUACUACUUACACUUCUUAUGUUACAGGUGUCCAUGGUCGGCGCCGAUUGCUGACCAUUAGGCGAUCCUGAUGGUAAACAAUCGGCGUUUGCCAGUUUAUCCCAUUAAAAUAGAAAACUAUCAAACAAAAAACCUAUUGGGACGUAAUAAAUCGUGACACCGUGACACAGGUUACCUUGGAAAAGCAAAAAAAAAUUUUAACUAUUUGUCGUACAGUCGGGCGUUAAAAACAAUACAUAUUUACAUAGGCAUUAUUUACAAUGCUCUAUAAGAGCAGUCUUACAUGAGGUUACCUUCGUGCAAAAUAAUACAUUGACACAACUGUCAAUUUAACUAAGUAAGAAGAAACAAUUUUACAAAUCACAAUGUGUAAUAGCAAAUUAUACUCAUUAUGGUACAAGUAAUAAUAAUAAGAAGUAGAAUACUUUAUUUGUAUUACAACUUUCGUGAAACAUACUAAUUAAAGUAGAAUACUUCUUUAAAAACAAGUUCAAUACAUAUUUUGUGAACACUAUGUUCGUACAAGACCAAAAACUACAGUGGCGCCAGUGGAAAAUCGAAUGAAAGUUCUUGAAUGUGCAAGGUAACAAUUGAAAACACAGGAGGAAUAGGAAAGAAAGGAGUAAUAAAAAUAAUGAAUACUAAUGCCUAUAAAACAUAACGAGCACCUAGACUGCAUAACAUCUUACUAUAGGCGAGAUAAAUAGACAUUGUUUGUGAUGUUGACUAAAGGAAUGCUGUCUCUUUUACUCAUAUAGUAUUCUUAUAAAGCAAGAUAAAGAUGGAAAUAUGCUGUUGAGACCAACACACAGGGUUUCACACAAUUUUCACUUGACAUUGCGACCAGAUAAGAUGACUAUGGUCAUAAAAGGACUUCAAAAAAGACAUUGAAUCCCUAUUUAGGUAUGAAAGCCAAUUACAAAAAAAUGCCUAUUCAUGUCGACUUACAUGUGUCCUAUAUGAAAAUAUCAACAAUUGCUUAAAGAUAUAAGUAUGAAACAAUAGUUAUAGCUAUGAAUACGACUGAAAUUCCUGUUUCACAACCAAUGUAAGACUGUAAUAACUUUGUACAUGCGGUAGUCGCUUUAAGCGCGCCAUCAAAGGAACGUUGAGGGAUUUAAAAUGCGCUAUAAAAUUUCAAGGCUUGAUUAAUUAGUAUAACAGUGAUACCUAUAUUUAAUAUAUUAUCUAGCGAUCUAUCAGUGCCUUGCUAGAUUCCAACUAGUUAUGUAUAUAAACUAUAACAGAAACUGCACUUAAUUCGAUGACCUGUCGUUAAUAAUUGGAGGGAGAUAACAAGAGAUUACAUAGUAUAAAAUCAACCGUUGUAACAUCUAUUCGAUAAAUACGUUGUUAGUAUUUAUGCCCGAAAUUAAUAAUACAGACGUCAUGCUUUUAGUUUCGACACUACAGACUAUUUGUUUAAUAUUCUUAGGGCCUAAUGCGAGCUUUCUCUAGAAUAACUCAAAACGUUAACGCAUUUAGCCCUCUAAUUGGUUAGUUAAUGGCUACUGUAUUUUACUCAACAGAUGACGCUAGUAUAAACCUCUCGUUUUUCAUCCAAUAGGGAAUCUAGUGUCGCACUAUUGGAUGUUUAACGGCUUGAAUGCACCGAUAUGAGACACAAUA
This is a messenger RNA of Spodoptera litura, 4816 nucleotides long. Its product is annotated as cyclin-dependent kinase 20. Gene Ontology annotation, cellular component: nucleus. Lineage: Eukaryota; Metazoa; Arthropoda; Insecta; Lepidoptera; Noctuidae. The record is from RefSeq and is a predicted model, not a curated record. Gene Ontology annotation, biological process: protein phosphorylation. Gene Ontology annotation, molecular function: protein serine/threonine kinase activity; ATP binding.